GGCGGAUUCAAAGGUUUGACCAGAUUUGUUUCCAUCGGUGGUUCAGGAAGAAGCAGCGGCGGCCAGCUCACCUGAGCAGGUAGAUUUGUCCGAGGUUGUUUUCAGCGCACCUGACCGCCAUGUCAGCCCCAGCUCCUCAGAGUUCCAAAGUGCAGCAGUUGGACAUCCUGGACCCGAAAUUCCAGCAGCAGCUGGAAAAUGCUCGGGUGCAGGUCAGGCAGGAGAUCCAGCUGGAGCUGAAGAUCAAGGAGGCGGCUGAGAGGAUGAGACGGGCCUAUACCAGCCGGAGGGGCGCCGCCGACGUGGAGGGGGAGGUGAAGGCGUCCAACCGGAAGCUGGAGGAGUUGCAUUGGCAGCUUCAGGAGCUCAACGCCAUGUCCAUGGCUACGGAGAAGGACAACCAUGCAGCUGCGGCUCCAGAGAAGGAAGAGAAGCAGUCGUUAGAGUCGUGUCAGUGGGAGGAAGUGACAUCACCGCUGGCCAGUCGGGUCAGAACUUUGAAGAAACAGCUGACGAUGGAGACCAAAGUCAAACAGGGCGCUGAGAACAUGAUUCUGACCUACACCAACAGCUCCUUCAAGGACCGGAAGAUGCUCGCCACGGCCCAGCAGAUGUUACAGGACAGCCGGACCAAAAUCGAGCUGCUGAGGAUGCAGAUCAUUAAAGUCAGCCAGGCCCGAGAAGGAGGCGGGUCGAUUGGUCCUAACGAGGAGGUCAUCAGUCCCCUGGAGCUGCGAGUUACUGAGCUCAUGCACCGCAUGGGUAUCGAAUCUGCUGUGGCUGAAGGAGCGAAGAACGUGGUGAGGCAGCUGAGCGAGCGGAAGAUCCAGGAGCGUAGAGUACUGACCGAGGCCCAGGCCCGGGUGGAGGAGUCGUCCCAGAAGGUGGACCUCCUGCGUCUCUCCCUGCAGAAACGUCUGAAUGAGCUUCCUCAGGAUCAUCCCUCAUGCGCCGCCAUCAAAGAGACUCUGCUUUAUGGGAUCCCGCCGUCUUACGGAACGCCGAAGAAGCAGGCGCACUCACUGUCAUCUUCCUCAUCCUCCUCUUCGUCCUUCUUCAGACCGGCUAGUCUAACAGGUCGCUUGGAGGUUUGUCUGAUGGGGUGUCAGGACCUGCUGGAGUCCGUUCCGGGUCGCAGCGCCUCCCCCUUCUCCCGGCACUUAGCGGAUGGGAGGUCGGUGAAGGUGAAAGGUUCGGGACGGAGUGCCAACGGGAAGACGGGGAAGUCGGAUGAACUUUCCUCUGAGGUCAGCGCCGUGCUGAAGGUGGACAACCGGAUCGUGGGUCGGACUCACUGGAGGCCGCAGGGAAAGGAGGCCUGGGGUCAAAACUUCACCACUGAGCUGGAGCGGUCCAGGGAACUGGAAAUCGCUGUGUACUGGAGAGACUGGAGGGCUUUGAGCGGGGUGAAGUUCCUGCGGCUCGAGGACUUCCUGGACAACCAGAGACAUGGAAUGUGUGUGGAGCUGGAACCUCAAGGGAUCCUCUUCAUCGAGGUCACAUUCAUCAAUCCUGUCAUCGACCGUCCGUCUAAACUCCAGAGACAGAGAAGGAUUUUCCCAAAGGAAAAAGGAAAGAACUUCCUUCGCGCCGCUCAGAUGAACAUGAACUUUGCUACAUGGGGCCGUCUGAUGAUGAGCUUCCUGCCUCCCUGCAAUUCCCCGGAUGCCAUGAGUCCUCCGUUACCGGCUCCUGACUCUGGCUCGACAUAUUCCAGCGGUUCUCCAGCCCGAGAACAUACUGGAACCAGGCUGAAUUUUUCUGAAGAACCAAUCGGUAGAUCUCCACGUCCAUCAAGGAAGGAGACGAGAGAGUCCUCACAGGAAAAGUCUCCUGAUUGGAAAAGCAGCCUGAAACCCAGAAGACAAGCAUCAACACGUCCUCCUCAACACCUCAUGUGUGAAAAGCGGAUAUUCGAAGUGAUAAACUCGGCUCGUCAUCCGUUCCUGGUCAACCUGCACGGCUGUUUCCAGACUGCAGACCACGUGUGCUUCGUGAUGGCCUACUCUCCAGGAGGAGACCUCAUGAAGCACAUCCACACCAACAUCUUCUCUGAGAAACAAACUCUGUUCUACUCUUCGUGUGUUCUGCUCGGUCUGGAGUUCCUCCAUCAGAACAAAAUAGUUUACAGGGAUCUGAAACUGGACAACCUGUUGAUGGAUGCUGAUGGAUACGUCAGGAUUGCAGAUUUUGGUUUAUGCAAAGAAGGAAUGGGCCAUGGGGAUCGGACCAACACCUUUUGCGGCACCCCAGAGUUUCUGGCUCCAGAGGUUCUGACUGAAAACAGCUACACCCGCAGUGUGGACUGGUGGGAACUGGGAGUUCUGAUCUAUGAGAUGCUGGUGGGGGAGUCUCCUUUCCCAGGUGACGAUGAGGAGGAAGUGUUCGACAGCAUCGUCAAUGAAGAAGUGCGGUACCCGCGUUCCCUCUCCCAAAAGUCAGCGUCUCUCAUGCAGAAGCUGCUGCAGAAAGAUCCAGAGCUGAGACUGGGAUCCGGAGAGGAAGACGCCGCCGAGAUCAAACGACACCAAUUCUUUCAGGGAAUGGACUGGGACGCCCUCCUGGCAAAGAAGAUGAAGCCACCCUUCCUGCCGGCGAUCAAAGCGCCGCAGGACGUCAGCAACUUCGACGAGGAGUUCACUCGUCUGAAGCCGGUUCUGACGCUGCCUCGGACGCCAUGCGUCCUCACAGCGGAUCAGCAGGACGUCUUCAACGACUUUGACUUCUCCCUGAUCAGCUGACCAGUUUGCUGAUGGUUUUUAAGCUCUCUGAAGGUUUUCUUUUUUUUUUUACACUGGAACGCUGCACUUUGCUGUCUAACCUGUAAAUAUCCCUGAAGGCCAAAAUCUCUGAAUGUAUCUGAUAGUUUUAAAUUAUUCUGCUGAAAUGUAGAUGUGAGGAAGAUGAUGUAUGAAACCCACCAGCCUGCGUUUAAAGUGACAAUAUAUAAAUAAAAGCUGGACUUUAAC
This is a messenger RNA of Cyprinodon variegatus (sheepshead minnow), 2969 nucleotides long. RefSeq names its product serine/threonine-protein kinase N2-like (gene pkn3). The coding region runs from base 120 to 2741 and encodes 873 amino acids. Gene Ontology annotation, molecular function: protein serine/threonine kinase activity; ATP binding; small GTPase binding. Lineage: Eukaryota; Metazoa; Chordata; Actinopteri; Cyprinodontiformes; Cyprinodontidae. The record is from RefSeq and is a predicted model, not a curated record. Gene Ontology annotation, biological process: signal transduction; protein phosphorylation. The transcript has 20 exons.